Messenger RNA from Liolophura sinensis, 2381 nucleotides. RefSeq lists its product as uncharacterized. The transcript has 3 exons. Lineage: Eukaryota; Metazoa; Mollusca; Polyplacophora; Chitonida; Chitonidae. The record is from RefSeq and is a predicted model, not a curated record. Bases 38 to 952 code for a protein of 304 amino acids.
UCUGACAACAGUCACUGAUUUGCCUAAUUCCGCUAAGAUGGUUUACACUAUGGCUGUUUUCCUGUUGGGCACCUUCGUCUUCGGUACCCAUGCAUGGGGUCCGACAGACUGCGCCUACUCCGUCUGGAGCGAAUGGAGAACUGACAACAGUGGGACUUUCCAGUUCCGCACUCGGGACAUCCUCCGUAACGCCAGGCAAGGUGGCCAGCCAUGUGUUGGGGACAGAGUUCAAUACAGAACAGUCAACGGGCAACCCGAUCCGGGUUUUGAGGGAUUUUUGUCCAUGUUUUUGGCGGGAAACGCCCCGUCGUUCAACUUAGCAGGAGGAGGGUCCUAUACGCUGUCACGUGACUUUGUCAUUCUUCUCGACACAACAAUAAAUGUCCAGUUGUUCCCAUAUUAUAAAUCUCUGGUUUCGAACAUCUUGGGGAAGGUAUGCGGAGAUUUCUCAAGCAACCCCAAUGACAACCGAGUCACUAUGGCGUCGUUUGACAGCUCAGAGACGGCCAUUCACACAUUUUCUGAUACCCAGUCAAGGGAGAUAAUGCAGGACAAAGUCCUGAGGGUUCCUAGAUUCCAGUACAGCACUUACGCUAACAUCAUACCGGCAGCUGACUUUGCCAGGACCACAUUGCACAGUGAUACUUCAGGCACCAGAACAUAUAACAAUGCAACAAAGGAAGUUCUCCUUGUGACGUCAUCUCCGGAUUACUGCUCGCGCGGUCUGACCAGAGCUUUGAAUCGUCUUCGUACCGUAGCCGAAGUUUACAUCCUUGUCAUUGGUCGCCCUAGUAACUCCUGCCUGGAGAGCCUUGCCACUUCUCCGACCGAGUUUCACUUCCGGCAGCUUGAGGACGUCGCUGCUAUCACGGACGGCUCUGCACUUUUGUUAGAUCAGUCGCAAGGAAACAACUUCUGCGUUCGCAUCACGGGUGGUGGACAACACUACUGAGAGAGUCGGUAACUGACCCAAGUGUUACUUGAAGCCUUCCAUGAUUCAACUUAAGGUUAAUGUGCAUAUUUGGUGAAAUAAUUUGCCAGUAUUAUUAUAUCUGUCACUUUAGAAGUUAACUCAAACGGCCAUAAGCAUUGUCCUUGGAUUUUAUAUAAGUCCACCAAAUGUUGAAGUGUAUCGGUUGUAGCGCUCUAAGCAUCCUUGUACAUAUGUGCGUAGAACCAUUGCUUAUUCAUUUUUGUAAAACGUGAUUCCACACCAUCGUUUUAAGUAGAAGACAUCUAAGUUAUUUUACUGGCCGGGAUAGCACAGUUGGUAGAGCGUCCGCUUCGGGAGCGGCAGAUCCAGGAUCAAUCCUGGGUAUGAGUUACACCUAAGACUUUAAAAGAGAAAGUUGUGGCUUCGUCGCUUGGCGUUCAGCAUGGAGGGGUUGGUGCAACGUCUGGUUGACCUGUAUCAGUAUAAUGGCUCGGGCCGGGCGCCUUACUUGCCUUCGGUAAGUCUUCUCAGUGAAGCAGCACUAGAUAAGAGCGGUGGAAAUCCGUCCUGCAACAAGGAGGUACAUUACACACACCCUAAGGAUUCCUUCGUCUUCAUAUGACUGAAAAAUUGUUGAGCACAACGUUAAACCCCAAUCACUCACUCACUCACUCUAAGUUAUUUUAGAGUUAUUCGGGGUGAAAUUUCCAACGUGGUACUUGAUCCUGGAAUAUGACAAUAUUCAUAACAUGAUUAAAGAUUCACAACUGUACAUAAAAGAUAUGGAUUGAUAAUAAUAAACCUUUUUAGGGUAUCUUGAAGAUUUUUGUCAUUUAUCUUUAUGUCAUGUGAAAUGGCGUUUUCUGGCUGUGAAUGAUGUUGGAUGAACGAAUAAAUGCGCUGAAUCCUGCACGGUCAUCGACGAAAAGUCUAAAUACACACAAGAAUGCGUUUUGGUUUAUAUGCUCCAUGUCUCCUCGCCUGAUUGACUGAUGCUAGUCGCCAUGCUCAAGAAUAUUCACUUAUAAGCCCAAAGUACACCACCAGCAUUUAGGACGUAACUGACCAAAUUCCUCGCAUUAAUCCACAAAUUUUCACAAGAAUAGCGACUUUGAUGUACCUCAUAUUAUUUUCUACUGAUCCACAUCGCCAGAGAGCGGCUAAUUUUGAUCCAGCACCACCCAUGGACAGCGAGUGAAACAGCAUCUUUUCCAUAUAUGGUUGACUGCUUACCCAGUAACAAUCAGAUGUUUAUGAUUAUGUUCCAUACCAACGGGUUUUAUAGAGAACCAAUUAUGCGAAAAAAAAGGUCCACGCGGUUCUCUGAAGAACUAUAAGGAACCAAGAUUUCUGAGUGUAGUGCAUCCUCACUUAAACGCCAUGCACGCAAUGCACGCCAUGCAUGCUGAAGACACUAGACACGAUACCCCACCCACUAACAUUAUAU